Molecule: messenger RNA, 4659 nt
Organism: Capronia epimyces CBS 606.96
Lineage: Eukaryota; Fungi; Ascomycota; Eurotiomycetes; Chaetothyriales; Herpotrichiellaceae
Product: sulfite reductase (ferredoxin)
Exons: 2
Coding region: 1-4659 (1552 amino acids)
Biological process (GO): amino acid biosynthetic process; sulfate assimilation
Cellular component (GO): sulfite reductase complex (NADPH)
Molecular function (GO): heme binding; sulfite reductase (ferredoxin) activity; 4 iron, 4 sulfur cluster binding
Source: RefSeq, a predicted model, not a curated record
AUGGGGUCGGUCUCGAGCCCCGCAGAGGCAGUUGCGAGGAUUGCCUAUCUCGCCAGCGAUGUCAUUCUCUCGGUCCAACCGUCGCUGAGUACCGAUUCCGAAUUCUCGUACCAUCUAUCUCGAUUUACUGCCAACAACGCAAAAAGCUUCAUUUCCAAGGCCCUUCCCGAAGUCAUCCCAGUCCGCCAGAAUGCAGACCCUCUUCUCUCAGCAUAUACUCCUUUGCAGGCCGGCAAACUCGUCUCCGUGACGACCCCGUCCUCCAUCCUCCUGAAUUCGAUUCCUCACCUCUAUAAACUUGCUCAAUACCCUGUGGUGUUGCAUGUGGCGCUGGCCACGCCUAACUCGGAUUUUUCCGAGAUCAGCGCCAUUCGACAGUGCGGGUUUACCUUUUUGCAGUCAGAAACCCUUCAAGAGGCGCAGGACAUUGCGUUGGCCUCCCAUGCGUUGGCAAUCAAGAGCGGUAAAGGUGUCAUCCAUUUCUACGACCCCAUCAACUCAGUCCAAGAUACCCCCAUUCCAGCUGAGAGCCGGGAGCUGGUGCAAGAGCUCCUCGAGACUGGUGUAGGUCUACGGGCGUCACAUACCGACUCUGAUGAACAGACGUUGUAUGCCAAUGGUGGAAGGACUGCCACCGUGACUGACCUAGGCUUGCCAGAGGUUCGCCCUCAACACGCAUCUUCGGGAGUGACUAGGCAGAAUUUGUCCCCCGUUGAGCCUACAUCUUCUGUAAAUGGCACCACCGAUACCUCUUCGGUGCCAUCGUCGAGACGGGACAGUUCUUCCGACAGCAUCGCCCCAUCUUCCAUAGCGACCACAGUGGAUGCUCCCAUCACCCGUCCGAUUACAGCGAGCGAUAUUUUUACCUAUGUUGGCGAUAUUUGGGCCAUCAUUUCACGAGCCACCGGUCGCAGUUAUUCCGCCAUUGAAUAUUCUGGUCCACCAGACGCCGAGGCCGCCAUUUUUGUUUUCGGAUCAACAGGCGUCUUCGUUGAUGUUCUCGACUCCGACGAGUGCCCGGCUGACUUGACCAAUGUUGGUUUGAUCACCGCUCGGUUAUAUCGCCCCUGGCUCGGGAGUGCUGUCCUCCUCGACUCCAUCCCAAGGUCGAUCAAAAAGAUUGCGGUUUUGGAACAAAUCAGGAGAAAGACUACAAGAUGGGGUCCUUCAUUCCUUGACUUGUUGUCCAGCUUAAGCCCUGGAGCUGGUGGCCAAACCUCCAUUUCUUUGGUGCAAUACAGACUGGGCCAGAUUGACCAAGCAACAGCCCUUCAAGCGCUACGUGGGAUCUUCCAGAACCUAGCCCCCCCAACCACUCCGAGGAAGCAUUCCCGACGCCGCGGCCACUCGCAGACUGCUGUUAGAUCCAUCCAAAACCUCAGCAUCGGCAAGGAAUUGGAACCAGUCAUUGACAGUUUCACCCCUGACCAGCCUGAGCUAGAAAACGCGUAUCUCAAAAUCCUUGACCAGUUGUUUAGCAAUAGACUCUACAUUGCAAAUCAGCUAAAGGAGAGGAACGCGGGUGUUUCCGCCACCCUCGCCGCCUCGCCUGAAUACGGGUUUGGAUCCCUUCUUGCUCGAAUCGAGAACCGUCAACAAUUUGUCAAGGAGGCCGAGACAGCUGCACGCAGUAAUGAAUUCAUCACCGAUAAUCCAAAGCAGUGGCUGUCAAGAUGGGCGCUCAACGCCUCCGACUCUGUCAAGGCGAACGAGUACGCGCCUGAAGUGAUUGCUCGUCUAUCCACCGAUGGCUCAAGAUUAUCGACCAAGCUACUCGACAACAAGGCUUUCUUCUUCAAAGAGUCCCAGUGGCUCAUUGGGUCCGAUGCCUGGGCAUAUGAUCUGGGUAACUCUGGAGUUCAUCAUGUCUUGGCUUCGGGUGCCAACGUCAACAUGCUGAUUAUUGACUCUGAACCAUAUUCGGAACGAGCUGCUGCAGACUCUAUGAGACGCAAGAAGGACAUUGGCCUCUAUGCCAUGAACUACGGUAACGCCUACGUCGCGUCGGUUGCGGUGUACAGCUCUUACACCCAAGUGCUACAGGCAAUGAUCGAAGCCGAGAAGUUCAAUGGACCCUCGGUCAUACUGGCUUACCUGCCCUACCACAAGGAGACUGAUUCUCCACUGACUGUUUUGCAAGAAACCAAGAAAGCCGUGGAUCUGGGUUACUGGCCGCUGUACCGAUGGGAUCCAUCAAACGAAGAUAAGGGGGAGCCUACCUUCUCCUUGGAUUCCGAACGGAUUAAACGUGAACUGGAAGAAUUCCUCCGACGAGACAAUCAGCUUACCCAACUUAUGAAUCGACACCCCAACUUUGCCGCCAACUUGUCCGAGUCUUACGGCUCCGAAGUACGCAAGCUGCAGAAGCGCAAGGCGAAAGAUGCUUACGAGCAGAUGUUGGAGGGCUUGUACGGAGCCCCAUUGACCAUUCUAUUUGCAUCUGACAAUGGCAAUGGCCAAGGGCUGGCCAAGAGAUUGGGAAAUCGUGGCAAGGCUCGAGGGCUCAAGACCAUGGUCAUGGCCAUGGAUGAUUAUCCCCUCGAGGAUCUUCCCAAUGAAGAAAACGUUGUCUUAAUCACCAGUACAGCCGGUCAAGGAGAGUUCCCACAGAAUGCUCGUGCAUUCUGGGAGGGGAUCAAGGACACGGCCGAUCUUGAUCUCUCAAACGUCCACUACUCUGUCUUUGGGUUGGGCGACAGCCACUACUGGCCUCGCAAGGAGGAUAAGAUCUUCUACAACAAGCCCGCAAAGGACCUCGAUGCUCGAAUCCAAUUCCUCGGAGGCAAACAGUUAACUCCCAUUGGGCUUGGUGAUGAUCAGGAUCCGGAUACUUACCAAACGGGUUACCAAGAAUGGGAACCCCGACUCUGGCAAGCAUUGAAUGUUGACAAAGUGGAGGGUGUACCUGAUGAACCACCGCCAUUGACCAACGAAGACAUGAAGAUCAAUUCGAACUACCUGCGAGGCACCAUUGCUGAAGGAUUGGCCGACACUUCGACUGGGGCCAUCUCUGCGUCAGACCAGCAGCUCACCAAAUUCCAUGGUACUUACAUGCAGGAUGACCGUGACUUACGAGACGAACGCAAGGCCCAAGGUCUUGAGCCGGCUUAUUCGUUCAUGAUCCGAUGCCGUUUGCCGGGAGGUGUUUCUACGCCUUCACAGUGGUUACAAAUGGAUGCCAUCGCUUCAGCCCACGGAAACGAGACGAUGAAGUUGACAACCAGACAGACAUUCCAGUUUCAUGGUGUCAUCAAAUCCAAACUACGACCAGCCAUGCGGGCAAUCAACAAAGCCCUCAUGACGACCAUUGCAGCUUGCGGCGACGUCAACCGGAACGUAAUGUGUUCCAGUCUACCUACCCUGUCCGAGUAUCACCAAGAAGUGCACGCCGUCUCCAAGAAAAUAUCCGAUCAUCUGCUACCAUCAACCACCGCUUAUCAUGAGAUCUGGCUGAAGGACGAUACAACUGGUGAAAAAACUCAAGUGGCGGGUGACGCUGUUCAAGACUACGAGCCGCUGUACGGGCCAACCUAUCUUCCUCGAAAGUUCAAGAUUACGAUUGCCAUUCCACCCCACAACGACACGGAUGUCUACGCUCAUGACGUGGGCCUGAUUGCCAUUCGAUCCAAGGACAACGCCCACCUUGAGGGCUUCAACAUUCUUGCCGGCGGCGGUAUGGGUGUGACGCAUAACAACAAGAAGACUUAUCCUCGAACUGGCUACAUGAUGGGCUAUGUCCCUGCUGACCAGGCCCAUCUUGUUUGUGAGAAGAUUAUGCUCGUCCAGCGCGAUUACGGUGACCGGAAGAACCGGAAACACGCUCGUCUGAAGUACACCAUGGAUGACAUGGGCAAUGAAGUCUUCAAGUCGAAAGUGCAAGAACUGCUCACCCCUCUUGGAAUCAAGUUCGACGCCCCUCGGCCCUUCAAGUUCCAUUCGAACAUCGACACCUUCGGCUGGCUGAAAGACGAGAAGGGGCUAAACCACUUCACCUUCUUUAUUGAGAACGGCCGCAUUGAAGACACCGCAGACUUCCCCAUGCGCACUGGACUGCGGGAGAUUGCCAAGGUCCACAACGGCGAGUUCCGCCUGACUGGCAACCAGCAUCUCAUCCUGUCCAACGUGACGGACCAGGAUAAACCGGCGAUUGCCGAGUUGAUGAAGAAAUAUAAGCUGGACAACACGCAAUUCUCGGGUUUGCGAUUGUCCAGCUCUGCCUGCGUUGCCUUCCCCACGUGCGGUCUCGCCAUGGCUGAGUCGGAGCGGUACCUUCCGCAACUCAUCAGCAAGCUUGAGGACUGUCUAGAGCAGAACGGUCUGGCUCAGGACAGCCUUGUGAUGCGCAUGACAGGUUGCCCGAACGGUUGUGCCCGACCGUGGCUCGCCGAGGUCGCCUUCGUCGGCAAGGCCUACGGCGCCUACAACAUGUACCUGGGUGGUGGCUACCACGGUCAACGCUUGAACAAGUUGUACCGGAGCAGCAUCAAGGAAGAUGAGAUCUUGGAGAUCAUGACAGGGUUGUUGGCCCGGUACGCGAAGGAGAGAAACCCGGGUGAACACUUUGGCGAUUGGACCAUCCGGGCUGGUGUUAUCAACGAGACGACCGAAGGCAAGAACUUCCAUGAAGGAACGGCCGAGGACGAGAGUGAUGGAGAGUAA